UUCACCGUUGGAAAUAUGUUUAAUUCACAAAGAAAUAACAUCAAUGGUCAGUAUUUUUCUCAUUCGACAGAAUUAAUUAAUCAUCCUAAUCAUAGAACAACAAUUAAUAAUACCGAAUCAACACCAUCAACAAGACAAAAUUCAACUUCUACAAAUCAAAUUGCAAGACUUGUUAGAAGGUUAGUUAACGGAAAUUUAUCAAGAUCAAAUAAUUCUCCUAGUUCAAGAUCACAAACAACCAGGACACAA
Funneliformis caledonium is the source of this 249-nucleotide messenger RNA. The record is from the annotation of a GenBank genome assembly. NCBI's taxonomy places the organism in Eukaryota, Fungi, Glomeromycota, Glomeromycetes, Glomerales, Glomeraceae.